Phytophthora infestans T30-4 is the source of this 1110-nucleotide messenger RNA. Its product is annotated as glucosylceramidase, putative. Gene Ontology annotation, biological process: glucosylceramide catabolic process. Bases 1 to 1110 code for a protein of 369 amino acids. Gene Ontology annotation, molecular function: glucosylceramidase activity. NCBI's taxonomy places the organism in Eukaryota, Oomycota, Peronosporomycetes, Peronosporales, Peronosporaceae. The transcript has a single exon. The record is from RefSeq and is a predicted model, not a curated record.
AUGACCAACUUCACUAUCGCUUCCGACAAGGCGCCGAACUCGAACAAGAUCAACUUGAUCAAGCGCGUACUUAAGAUGACAGAACUGAAGUUGUUCGCGUCUUUGUGGGCUCCCCCUCUUUGGAUGACGAGAGAGGACUCGGACGUCGAUUGCAAGAUCAAAGGAGCACCCGGUGAAAAGUACUGGGCGGCUCUAGCGCUGUACUACUCCAAGUUCUUCGAUGCCUACAAAGAAGAAGGGAUUGAUUUCUGGGGUAUGACAGUCCAGAACGAACCUGAGAAGCCUCCUCUUUCUGUAUCUCAGUGGGAGACGCUGCGUAUGACAGCUGAAGAAGAGCGGGACUUCAUCAAGCUAAAUUUAGGUCCAUUGAUGAAGAAGAAUCAUCCCGAGGUGAAGAUAAUGGCCAACGAUGACCAGAAGCCAGGGAUCAUGGAUCGCUCGGCGCCGUUUGAUGACCCAGAGUCGAAAAAAUACUUGAGUGGCCUUGCCUUCCACUGGUAUCAGAACAUUGACUUUAUCCUUCCUGGAGCUGGCAAUUUCAAGAAUCUUCUCGAGUUCUCUGAGACGUAUCCUGAUAUGUUCAUGCUCGGCACGGAGGCGUGUUCAGGAUACCUCCCGGCUCUCGUUGGAACCGGUAAAGGUCCUGCACUGGACGACUUCGACGAGGCCUGGAAACGUGCGCAACACUACGCUCGUGACAUCAUCGAGAACAGCAACAACAUGGCCGCUGGGUGGGUCGACUGGAACCUGUUUCUGGACACGGAUGGAGGCCCGAACUGGGCCAAGAACAUGGUAGAUUCGCCCAUUCUUGUCGACGAACAGAACGGCGCCGAGUUCUACAAGCAGCCAAUGUUCUACAUCAUGGGCCACUUCUCCAAGUUUGUGCCGCCCGGAUCGAAGCGCAUCAAGUUCCCCAAGACGGAGACGCUCGACGACUUCCACCGCUGUGCGUUCGUAACACCGGACAACCAAGUUGUGCUGCAGUUCCUGAACCGUGACAGUGACGAAGUUACUUUUACGGUGAAGCAGCCAGACUCCAACACGUUCACGAUAACAAUGCCCCCGCACACGGUGAUCCUACCAGCAUCAGAAGACACCAAAAUUCUGUAG